Molecule: messenger RNA, 3260 nt
Organism: Acanthopagrus latus (yellowfin seabream)
Lineage: Eukaryota; Metazoa; Chordata; Actinopteri; Spariformes; Sparidae
Gene: ptpa
Product: protein phosphatase 2 phosphatase activator
Exons: 10
Coding region: 120-1094 (324 amino acids)
Biological process (GO): mitotic spindle organization
Cellular component (GO): protein phosphatase type 2A complex; cytoplasm; nucleus
Molecular function (GO): protein tyrosine phosphatase activator activity; peptidyl-prolyl cis-trans isomerase activity
Source: RefSeq, a predicted model, not a curated record
GGAGGCUGCACAAGCGGAACUGGGAUGUCACCAACAUUUUCCAACAGUAGAGGGCAGUAAGGAGCGAUGUCUGUUUUUAAAUCUGCCUAAAACACACGAAGAAGAGUGUGAACCUCGCCAUGGCGGAAACAGAGCAGCAGUCAGGAUCCACUCCUGAGGAUGAAGCACCUGAAGGUAGAGUCAGCAACACCUUCAUGGUACCCAAGAAAGAAAUCAGCAUGGUUCCUGACAUGGGCAAGUGGAAGCGAUCUCAAGCAUAUGCUGAUUACAUGGGCUUUGUUCUGACACUGAAUGAAGGUGUGAAGGGAAAGAAGCUCACGUGUGAAUAUAAAGUGUCAGAGACAGUGGAGAAGGUACUAGAGCUUCUGGGAACUCUAGACCAAUGGAUAAAUGAGACGCCCCCUGUUGACCAGCCUUCACGUUUUGGUAAUAAGGCCUACAGAACAUGGUACAGCAAAUUAGAUCAGGAAGCAGAGGCCUUGGUGUCAGCAGUGCUCCCUGCUGACAAAUAUGCUGCAGCUCCAGAGAUAGCUGUCUAUCUAAAAGAGUCUGUGGGGAAUGCCACUAGGAUAGACUAUGGAACAGGUCAUGAAGCUGCUUUUGCUGCGUUCCUCUGCUGCCUCUGUAAGGUCGGUGCUCUCAGGGUGGACGAUCAGCUGGCUAUCGUUUUUAAGAUUUUUAACAGGUAUUUGUCAGUGAUGCGGAAACUGCAGAGGACCUACAGAAUGGAGCCAGCUGGAAGCCAAGGUGUAUGGGGACUGGAUGACUUCCAGUUUCUACCCUUCAUCUGGGGAAGCUCCCAGUUUAUAGAUCAUCCAACACUGGAGCCUCGGCACUUUAUUGAUGAGAGGGUGGUGAACGAGCAUCAUCUAGACUACAUGUUCCUGGACUGUAUCAAGUUCAUCAAUGAGAUGAAGACAGGCCCAUUUGCUGAACACUCCAACCAGCUGUGGAACAUCAGUGCUGUUCCUUCCUGGUCCAAAGUCAACCAGGGCCUCAUCAGGAUGUACAAGGCAGAGUGUUUGGAGAAGUUCCCUGUGAUCCAGCACUUCAAAUUCGGCAGCCUGCUGUCCAUCCAGCCAACGAAGCAUUGAUGCUCAUGCUGUGCACACAACGGAAAGACCAAAAUUUCAACAGUUUCCCCAUCCUCUGGCAUCCUCUUGAGCAAAUGCACCGGUAGCAAAAAUCCACCCUACAUUCCCACAUGUUUACACGCAUGUGGGAAUGAAGGCGUAUAGGCCAUCCGUAACUUGAAUGCAGCGCAUGUUGGGAUGACCUUUGUGAUUUUGGAGCAUCUAUAUUUUUGUCAUGGUAUUUAUAUAAUGGAUAGUUUGAAUUGGCUCCUUUUGAGGGUUGAAUUUUUUUUAGCAGUGUGCUCAUUAAAGUUUCAUACUUGAAUUUACCUCAGAGUUUGGAUCCUCGUGAGCAGGAGCUUCAUUCAAAGAGUCAAUUUAAGGACGUUUCUUGGUUUUGCUAAAUGUUUAAAUUUUGUUGCACUUGUUCCAAUAUUUGAGUUGCCCACUUCAGCCCAAAAUGUAAGUCACAUUAACAAGUUGAUAAGAAAUGGCUGUCAGGGUAGAUUUUUCUUUUUCCUAAGCAAAAUUAUUUUUAUGUCUUGUUCAGAUGGGAUUUGAUCUGAAAAGCUUCCAGAAUAGCUCAUCCAAAAUGGACUGUACAGACUUUUCACGAUUUCAUGAAAAGUCAGUUUAGAUACGAAUCUCUGCAUGAAUCUAGUGUUAUUUUUCCCUCAAAGUCUAUCCCUUAGCAGUUCUUCUCAAAAGCCCCCCAGUCUUAAGUUAAGUUAUUUUAAUUUGUGUCAGUUAAACAUUGCAGAUUGAUAAAUUGAACCUGAAUUAAUUCUUGUGGUUGUGCUGUGUAGCUUUUUCCUCAAAAUCCUCAGUGGACUCAGAUUUUAUUUUAUUCCAGAUUAAAUUAGUCAAUUCUGCAUCUUUCAGUUGGCACAUUUUGAAGAUCUUGGCAUGGGCUAUUUUUGUGUUAUAUACAUGACUGCCAUUUUACAUGAUAAACAUCGACUGGAAGCUGUGUUGUGGAUUGAAGGUCAUAAAGAGGAGGGGAAUCUGACAAAAUGAUGUCAUUUCACUGCUACUGGUUGAAAAGUGGGAAGGAUACUGGGCCAUGUUUCAGACAAAACAACAUAUUUGUUAACAUUGGCUAACAGCAUUGAACCACUUCCUAGCCUACAUCAUUGUAAAUUAUGUUGUUAAGUAUAUUGUGAAUUGAAUUAUGGCCUUAUUUCCCUCCAGAUUUUCACUCCAUUGUCUGCUCUGUUGCUGAUGAAUCAGGAAGCAGUGAAAUGAGAAAACUUAAAUCUGGGGGGACACUAGGCCACAUUUCAACAUAGAACAACAUAUCUGAUAACCUCUUAGCUGCAGUUAGACAACAGCUAAAGUUAGCAUUCAGCCAUUUCCUAGCUUACUGUACCAUUAGAUACAUGUUACACAAUAUGAUAGGAAAAGUAUAAAUUCAUUAUGAAAUAUGAAUGCACAUCUUAGACACAUUAAAUAAAGCCUGAAAGUAAAUCACAGUGUAUGUAAUAAAAUCAUGAUGUUAGCUAGGAGGUGGUUGAGGGCUGAUGUCAGUGAACGGGUUUCCAAACAUAUUGCUUGACCUUGAAUACUGUAUGGCCCGAUAUACUUUCGGAGCCAUUGUCUUUUCAGUCGCUGAUCAGUUGGGAAGCAGUGAAAUGAUAAUGAUUUGUCAGGUUCUUGAUCAUUUUCAACUUUAAACCUGGAACACAGCAGUAUGACAUUUGAGCUCCCAGCCUGAUAGGAUAACAGAAGAAAAUGGCUGCCAUGUGAAUACUGUCUACGGUUCAAACUGUUUAUCACUUUGGCCUCCACCAGUCAUUGUGUAAUAAGAUAGCAUUGGUCUCUGCUAAUUUGAAAGAUAUGUCAGUGGUCUGCAGAUAGUGGCUUUAAGUUUUCCUCUUAUUUUUAGAUCAACAAAAAGGUUUUUGUUUGAAUUCUUUAAAACAGACACAGCUGUUUGCAGGGACAUUUUCAUCCUCACUCUGAAUCUUUGUUUCCUGCUAGCUUUGUUUUUACUAAGGUUCCAAAUGAUUUAGCAAACUAUGAGCUAAACAAACUUGAAGUAAAUUGCUUGUUUGAACUACUUCAUAACUAGCCACAAAGAGUGCCCCAAACAUUGCUGUAAGAGGCUGCCUGAUCCACUCCAUGUGUGGCCAAGUUUCAUUCACAAAAAUGUUACCAAACAAUAAAAAUAAGUCUGUAAAAACUGUG